AUGACCGUAUCUCCGAGCUCUCCCCGCAUUCUUGCAGCAACCUCAACUUCUCCCACUCCACCACGCUCAACCCUCGGCAAACCCGCGGCGAUGGCUCUCCCCAAGGCCAGGAACCCUCUGGCCUUCACGCCGUGGCCAGUCACAAUCAUCACGACGCUGGUGUAUCUGGCCCUGCUCAUCCCCAUACUGGUGAUCAACACCAACGUCCCGGCCGCGCCGCGAAUAAGCCCCAAGGGCCUCAACCUCACCGAGGCAUGGCAUGACCUGCAGAUUCUGACCGGUGGCUUCCACCCGUACAACUCGCGCCGAAAUGAUAAGGUGCGCGCGUGGUUGCUGGACCGUAUCGACGCGAUCGUCAAGUCUGCGCCUGCCGCGACGGAAUACCGCGUCUUCGACGAGGAUAAGCCCGAAAUCUUUGUCUUCGACGACCUUACCUCGAAUCUCACCUCGCUGGAUGGUCGCACGGGUGUCUACUUUGAAGGCACGAAUGUUCUUGUUUAUAUCCGUGGUUGGGAGGAUAAGAAAGAGAAGUGGUGGGAGGUUCCUGGGAAAACUCCCGCUGGGAAGGGAGGGGUACUGGUCAAUGCGCACUACGACAGUGUAUCGACUGGCUAUGGCGCGACGGAUGAUGGCGUCGGUGUCGUGACUUGUCUCCAGCUGCUGAAGUAUUUUACCACGCCUGGACAUGCGCCGCGUCGCGGACUGGUGGUGCUUUUCAAUAAUGGCGAGGAGGACUAUCUGAAUGGCGCCAGGGCGUAUAGCCAGCAUCCGAUGUCGAAAUUUGCGCACACCUUCCUCAACUUGGAGGGUGCUGGUGCUGGGGGUCGCGCGACGCUGUUUCGCAGCUCUGAUACUGAGGUUACACGGGCGUAUGCGAAGUCGGAACACCCGUUCGGCUCGGUGUUGAGUGCCAAUGGGUUUGAGAAGGGACUCAUUAGUAGCCAGACGGACUAUGUUGUUUUUGACGGGAUUCUGGGUCUUCGCGGUCUUGAUCUUGCUUUCUUUGAGCCGCGGGCUCGCUAUCAUACUGAUCAGGAUGAUGCGCGGCAUACGAGUCUGGACUCGGUCUGGCAUAUGCUUUCUGCGUCUGUUGCGACGACUCGAGAGCUUGUUUCUGAUUUCAGUGACCGGUUUGAUGGUCAUAAUCGUGAUGAUGGCACCGUUCCUAGUGGUACCGGUACCAAGGCUGUUUGGUUCGACCUUUUUGGAAGCGCCUUCGCUGUUUUCCAGCUGCAUACACUCUUCGCGCUGUCGGUUACUAUCCUGAUCGUGGCGCCUUUGACACUCCUUGUUACCAGCAUUGUGCUUUCUCAUGCGGACAAGAUGUACCUGUUCCGAUCCUCGACUUCUUUUGAUUUCACGGACGAGAAAUUCCCACUGCGAGGCUUGCGAGGUUUCUUUCGGUUCCCGUUCUUGCUUGGCGUGCCUACUGCAGUGACAGUGGGACUUGCCUACCUGGUUACCAAGAUCAACCCCUUCAUCUCCCACAGCAGCGGCUAUGCUGUAUGGAGCAUGAUGGUUUCCGCCUGGGUAUUCUUGGCUUGGUUUGUGUCCUGCGUUGCCGACUUUGCCCGUCCUUCGGCCUUCCACCGAGUGUACACCUGGACCUGGCUGUUUGUUCUCACCUGGGCUUUGCUGGUCGUUGCCACUGUUUACGAAAAUGAGCAAGGCUUGGCUGGUGGCUACUUCAUGUUUUUCUACUUUGCCGGUACCUUCUUGGCGACUUGGAUCUCUUAUCUGGAACUGUUCACUCUCCCAACCAAAACUGAGUACAUCAGCCAAUAUGCACCGAAUUCACGACGGCCUAGCAGCUAUGGUAGCAGACUUGGCACCACUUCUGGAGACGAGCGCCAAGAUGAUGAUGUCGAAGAAGAACCAACUGAAUCAACGUCGCUACUUCGUACUGGCCAGAGAACCACAUUCGCAAACUACGUCAGCGUCUCCAAUGAAUACCCAGCCCACCAGCAGGACAACGAGGAAGACACAGAUCCGAAUGUGUAUGGAAACGAGCAGACAUGGAGUGCAUCGAUGCCGCGCUGGACCUGGCUUCUCCAGCUGAUUCUCACCGUCCCCAUCAUCCUCACUCUGGUCGCUCCACUUGCACUCAUCCUCACCAGUGCCCUCCACCAAACCGGUCAGGACGGCAGCCCCCAGCUGUUCGUGUAUCUAUCCAUCGCCAUUCUCACAGCCGUUCUCUUCGCGCCGAUUCUCCCCUACAUCCACCGAUACACCUACCACAUUCCCAUUUUCCUGUUCCUCGUCCUCCUCGGUACCCUCAUUUACAACAUCGUCGCCUUCCCAUUCUCCGACUCCAACCGCGUGAAAAUGUUCUUCCACCAGCGCGUCGACCUGGACCACGGCAAUUCCACUGCCUAUCUAACCGGCAUGCCCCCAUUCGUCGAAAGCAUCGUCCGCGGCCUCCCCAGCGCAGAAGGCCAGACACAAUGCUCCGACUUCGUAAACCGCGUCCAAUGCUCUUGGAACGGCCCGGCGCCUCACGUCGCGCCAAACACCAACACUUCGUCAGACUGGGUCACCUUCAACAUCUCAAAACCCAAAGCCGAAAGCUACUCCGCCCACUUCGACAUCGCGGGCCAAAACACCCGCUCCUGCCGCAUCACGAUGGACCGCCACUCAAUUAAGAAUUUCAGUGUCGUCGGCGGCUCAGCUCCCGAUAAGCGCUUCAUUCAUCCGUCGCGGGAAGGGCUGAGCGAAGUGCGGCUGUGGAGUCGGGACUGGGACGCGAAGUGGAGUGUCGACGUCGACUUUUCGGAGAAGGAGUCUUCGACAGACGAAGAUGAGGGUCCUGUCUCGAAUGUUAAGGGUCGCGUUUCUUGUAUUUGGAGCGACGCUAAUACCCCCGGUGUUAUUCCUGCUCUGGAUGAGGUGAGGCAGUAUGUUCCUGCCUGGGUUGCUGUGACGAAGUUGAAGGAUGGGCUUGUGGAAGGGUACAGGGAUUUUGAGAUAACGGCGCAGGGUAAGCCUGUUUGA
Messenger RNA from Penicillium argentinense, 2991 nucleotides. Its product is annotated as M28 family metallopeptidase. Gene Ontology annotation, molecular function: metalloexopeptidase activity. Lineage: Eukaryota; Fungi; Ascomycota; Eurotiomycetes; Eurotiales; Aspergillaceae. The record is from RefSeq and is a predicted model, not a curated record. The coding region runs from base 1 to 2991 and encodes 996 amino acids. The transcript has a single exon. Gene Ontology annotation, biological process: proteolysis.